Salvia splendens (bonfire salvia) is the source of this 826-nucleotide messenger RNA. RefSeq lists its product as uncharacterized. The transcript is spliced from 5 exons. The record is from RefSeq and is a predicted model, not a curated record. NCBI's taxonomy places the organism in Eukaryota, Viridiplantae, Streptophyta, Magnoliopsida, Lamiales, Lamiaceae. The coding region runs from base 118 to 699 and encodes 193 amino acids.
UUCCAUUUUUCUAUGAAUACAGAGUCUAUUCAACCCGUUUACACCUUGCAACCAAUAUAUAUUCAGAUCCCGCAAUAAUAAUAAAAAAACAUUAACACGAGUUGUAGUUGUAUUUCGAUGGCUUCUAUCUCUACUUCCACUAACAUAAUAGCCAUUCACCAAACCACUCACUUCAACAAAAAUCUUCCAAAUCAUGAUGGCCACUGCUCAUUUCUUCGCCGGAGCAAUUUCCACAGAUCUCAGUCAACAAGACCAUCAAACAAGGACUUUUUUGUCCGGAGAGCUACCCCGGAGAUCGCCGGAGAAAUCAUCGUUUCAAAUCCUCUCUCCGGCAUACCAUUUAUCGGAGACAAUCCAUUGCUUGCUGGAAUUUUGGCAUUAACUGUAGGUGUACCACUUAUGAUCCAAAGGAUAGUUGCAUUUACAAAGCAAAUCGAGGCGGCGUCGCAGGCGGUGGAGAAAAUAGCGGACACGGUGGAGAAUAUGGCCGACGAGGUGGACAAAGCGGCAGAGGAGCUGAAGGCGGCGCUGCCAGACGGCCGGCUGAAGGAGGCCGUUACUUUUGUGGAAAAGCUUGCUGAAAAUACAUCUGAUGGGGCAGAUAAAGUCAGCGAUUUAAUGGACAUGGUACAAGAACUCGAUGACAAGCUGGAUGAGUUUAUGGACAAGGAUAAAAACACAGGCACUGGCAAAGCUUGAGUUUUUCGACAUCGGAUCGUUGGGACUUAUUAGGAGUGUACUGAGAUUAAGUAUUUGAAUGUUGUUUAUAUCAUUGACUAUCCACGAGAUUUUGCUACUGCUGCUCAAUGCAUUCCAUCUGCAUAUA